Molecule: messenger RNA, 6064 nt
Organism: Cylicocyclus nassatus
Lineage: Eukaryota; Metazoa; Nematoda; Chromadorea; Rhabditida; Strongylidae
Source: the annotation of a GenBank genome assembly
AUGGGAGCAGAAGCAAAAUUGUAUCUCCAUCAGCAUUCUAUCCCGCAGCUGUUUGAGUGCCUCAUGACGGGACUCAUCUACAAUAGGCCGAAGGAGCCGCUGCAGUUUCUGGAACAGGCCAUCGCUCAGCUCCGUGCCCACCCGGAAGAGCAGCUCUCAUGGGAUAUGUUUAUUGAACGAGGGGAGUUAUAUUUCGAAAAAUCUCUUGCCGACUGGAAAGGGCAGGAAAAGUUGGCGAAAGCUCUAACUGCAGGAGCGCCUAGAACAGCUGGCGGACCUCGACCUCAACAGACGAAGCAAACGACCACUGAAACCGCUCCAAAGCCAAAGAAAGCCAAGCCUAAGGAACCGAAGAAGGAACCACAGGUGCAAGUACAGGCAACAUCAUCACCGAAACCUGCCUCGCAAGCAUCAGCCAUGGGUCGCACGCAAAGAUCACCGUCUGUGAUGAAAGCAGCGGAAGUCGCUCAAAUCCCCCAUGUACCGGUGAUUCUGUUCAUUGGAGGACCUGGUGGAGGGAAAACUCGGCACGCUGCACGGGUUGCUAAUGCUCUAGCUGAUCAAGGCCUUAUUCAUAUAUGCAUGCCGGAUAUCAUAAGAACGGCUCUUGCAAAGUACAAAGAUCAGUAUUCAGAAUGGAAGGCUGCGAAUGAGCACUACUUACGAGCCCGAUCGGCCUCCAGAACAGUGGGUUCCACCAUGCCUUCGAGUGAGCUGAUUCCGAACCACCUUGCCCUGGCUCUGGUCAAAGCCGAAAUGGGACGCCACCCCGAAGCAACAGCUUUCUUCCUGGAGGGCUUCCCCAGAGAAGCUCGACAAGUCGAAGAUUUCGAAAGAGAGGUGAAAUUGGUCAAUAUGGCUCUGAUACUUGACUAUGAUGAGAAAACUCUGAGAGAACAUAUGGAAAAGAGAGGAUUAGGAAUGGAAAUCAUCGACCAACGAAUAAAGGAAUUCAAACAAAAGACUUUGCCUUCAGCAAAAUACUUUGACGAUCAACACCUACUUCAUUUGAUUCCUGGAGAAAAGGAUGAUCACAAUAUAUUCGAAAGAAUGCGGGACCUCGUUAUCAAGGCGAUGAGCACUGGCGUGCCCAUUCUUACCAAUCAACCCUCUCCCGUCCAAACUCGAGCAGGAUCAGUCAUGACGCCUAUGCAAGACCCUAACGUGGUCAUGGCUACGACAGCAACAUUCUCACCUGAUAUGUCGCGCAUGCCUGAAACUCCUGGAGCGAAUGUUCAACAAACUCCGGACCAAGCUGUCCAGAGCCAAACUCCGGACCAAGCUGUCCAGAGUAGAACUCCGGACCAAGCGGUCCAGAGCCAAACUCCGGACCAAGCGGUCCAGGGCCAGACUCCGGACCAAGCUGUCCAAAGCCAAACUCCCCAAGAAGCUCCAUCGCAAGAGGCUGUACAAGAUCAAUCCGUAGUCGAGCCGAACAAUGUACGAGGUGUAACUACACGCACCUCCCAUGCUGUUGUUCCGGGUCAGUUUGCCAGCAACCAAAAUGUGAAAAACCAGCUUUUUCGGAAUCAAGGAGCUAUUAAUGCCUCCUCCAAAGCUUCUCCCAUCUACUCCAGUCCUAGCGUGGAUGCUGGAGCUGCAGCUUCUGCACAUCAAGGUAGAUAUCUACCUCCGUAUGCCAGCCGAGGUGGACCCGUAAGAACAGCUACGAGUCAAGGAGUACCUACAGCAACGCAAGGUGUACCUCAAGGUGCAUAUACACCCCCUUUGAUUAAUCAAGGGGCACCAGUGACAGUUUUGGGUCAAACGGCACCCACACCAACACAAGCUCUACCUCAACCUACAUACCCUCAAUUCAUAACUAAAGGAGCGACUCCGCUUCAAGGUGCCCCCAUACCAACACAAGCUGCACCUCAAGCGGCAUACCCGAACGCCAGGCAAGGGAUUCCCUUUCAGGGUGCACCCGUAACAACACAGUUUGCAACUCAAGGUGCAUACUCUUAUGUUAGCCAGGGUGCGAUUCCUUUUCAAGCAGCUCCACUGCUGAGUCAAGCUGCGCCUCAAAGUGCGUACGCUCAAGUAAGUCAUGGUGUACCUGGAAGAAUGGAUCUGAAUCAAGAUGCAUCUAUGCUGGUUCAAUAUGCUUCUCCGCCGGCACCUCCACCCACUUUAGUCAGUCAAGGCGCAUUAGGAAGAACAUUUCCAAGUGAAAGUGCACCCAUAACCACACAGGUCACACUCCAUGGGGUACAACCUCAAUACAGCCAGAGUACAAUUCCCAUCCAAGGACCCGUACCAAUGCAAUUUACAGUUCAAGGUGGAUACUCUCAAACCAAUCAAUUUGUACCACGAGGCACAGUUCCAAACCAGGAUGUAACAGUGCCAGCUCAAACUGUGCUACCACGUGCAGUUCAACCCCAACCUAGUCAAAGUGCACGUCCGGCUCAAGCUGCACCACCUGCUGCCCGACUCACGCAACCCAAUCAAAAUGCAAGCACUUCAGUUAAAGCUGCAUCUCCGGUACGCCCAGCAGCACAAGCUAGAAACUUUGCCCGACAGGAAUCAGCUACAUCCGAAGAAGCACCCAUAUCAGACCAAGUUGCCACUCAAGCUAGUCAAGGUGCACCAUCCGAUCAAGCUAAGCCGUCUGCACGGCGACCCACCAUAGCCAGCCAAAAUGCAACGCGACAUGCUCGAGCUACCCAUGGUACAAUCCGACCCACACGAGCCAGCGAAAGUGCAUCGCGACCCAAUCAAGCUAAGCAAGGUGCACCGCAACCCACCCAGGCCAGACAAAGUGCAAUUCAACCCACUCGAGCCAGCCAUGUUAUCCGACCUAAACAAAUCAAUCAAGAUGUAACGCGAAGUCAACCCCUUGGUAAAAGCCGACCCACUCCCAGCCAAAAUUCGCCGCACUCCACUCGCGGCGGUAGUGGCGCACAGGGAAGAACCACUCAGAGGGAGCUGGUCAAAGGAGGAACGUGCAGCCGCACACGAAGCAAAAUUGCUCAAAGUAAUGAAGGACGCGGAUCAGAACGAUCUAGUCGUACCUCCACUCCUACUCGUGGGAUAUCAUCUCAGGUUGCUCGUAGUCGAAAUGUUUUCAGCCAUGAUGCUCGCGGCCGAAAAAUAGGCGAUGCUUCAGAACGCGAUUCAAGGCAGUCCACCCGAAGUCGGACGAUUGGUGAAAGCCGGAAAGAACCAAAACCAGAUACGCAAAGUAGGGCUUUGAAUCGGCAGUGCAGUCGAAGCAUCCUCAGAAGAUCGAAAGCUCAUAGCCAAGACGAUUUUGAAAGAGAGUCUUCUAGUCAAGUUGCGACAAGACCUAAAAGGCAGUCCGUAUCUGGUGAAGUCGGAAUAGCAGCUGACAUCCCCGUACACGCUGCAUUUAGCCAGACCAAAUCUGAUUAUUCGGUUGACAUGCAGACUUCGACUGAUUCGAGCUUACCGGGAGACAGUGCAGUUUUUUCUGCUGUUUCCGAAAUGAUUGCAGGUGAAUAUUCGGAGCAGCCCACAUGGGAGCAAUCUAUGCCAGCUUUUACCCCACCCAUGCAGGUUGCUCCCAGCCAAUUAGUGGCACAGCAAGAUUUCCCCUCAGCAGUCGCACCCGACCAAAUUGUCUCUACGUAUACGGCUUUUCCACAAACUCCGUGGGAGCAGCCCAUCUUUGCUCAUGGUUAUCCCGUACAACCAGCAAUCAGCCAGUUUGCAAAGGAGCAAAGCUCUUUUAUGCCAGCCACAUUUAGUCAGUUUGAAACUACAGAUGCUGUUACUACGCAGGCUGCUACAGAUGCUGUUACUACGCAGGCUACUACAGAUGCUGUUACUACGCAGGCUACUACAGAUGCUGCUACAACGCACGCUAUGAUCAAUGUCAAUUCUAUGCAACCUGCAGUCAGCAAAAUUGUAACGGGACAGGAAACUUCUUCAGCAAAUGCACUCAGCCAAGAUGCGAGCACAUGUGGGGCUCCCAUGCAAGAAGUAUCCAGCACAACCGUGGCACUACAAGAGGUACCUCAAGCAGUUGCACCUAUUCAUGUUGUGUCGAAAACGAAGGAACAAUCUAUUGACCUUAGUCCUAAAGCUACAACUGCCCAACCUAUAGCGGACCAAGCAGCUAUUGCAAAGCAACAAUCCGUUGACAAUAUUCCUUCGACCACGCAGUCUAUAACGGGACAAGAAGCAAUCAUGCCAGACUUAUCUGUUCAAGAUCGGACUAUGACUGAACUUACAACGCAAGUUAUAUCUAGUGAAGUGGUAAUAACAGAGCAGCUUCCGCUUGAAUCAACUGCACCCAGUCAGGCCGUGGAUGCAUCUGCUGUUCCUAUACAAGCGACACAAGAACUGUUUAUGUCUGAAUGUAUACCUGACCAAGCUGCGCCCUUCGCACCUAAAAUGGAAGAGGAAGCUUCCAUGCCAGCACUAUCCAAGCAAGAUGAUGAAAAUGAAGUUUCGACACGAGCUGAACUCAGCAACGCCGAAGUGCAGGAGGCGCUUACACCAGCUGCACCUAUCCUGAACGCGAUCAUACAUGAGGAUCUCGUGGAGGAGACAUUCGAGCAAUCUAUGACUACAGAACAUGUGCAAGUUGUGAGCAGCGAAGUUAUAGCAGAGCAAGAGGUUCUAUUGCAAGCUGCUUCUAGUCCAGAUGUCCCCCUACCACAACCUCCUAUGCAAUCUGUUUCAGAUCAGCUACCAUUGACAACGGAGGCAUCUGUGCAAGCUGACACGCUUCCAAAGCCAGCAUUUAAAAAUUCUACUCCGAGUGCACCCCCGCAAAGUGUGUCCGAGCCAGCAUUCUCCAUCGACGCCUCAUGCCAACAACUUCUUGGAGUAGGGGUUCCCAACCCACUUCAGCCAAACGGUGAUAUGCCAGCGAAUCUCAAUGGGCAAAUCGCACCUUCCAGUGGUGGAGCUUUGAGUCAAGAUACUCUUGUGCCAGAUGCGUUCUGUCAACCCAUUCCCCAAGAUGUACUCGAACCAAAUACCCAAGAUCAGGGUUUGCUUGGCCAAGAGCUUUCAAAUCAGGACCAACUCACGAAUAUUGGCCAUCCAAAUUCCACAAACCUUGCUCCAAGCGCAGAUGGUGCAAAGCCAGAUCUUCCCAGCGAUACCGCGAAUACUGAAGCUCUAGCUGGGGAUGUGUCUGGUGCGCAAGUCCAUUCUCAUGACGCUCUCGACCAAGAGGUGCCAACAACCCAGAUGAAUAGUCGUGUCGGCCAAUCUCCGAUGUCACCAGAAUUUCCUGUAUUCACACGUCCAUCAUCAGAGGAUGCAGAAAACGCAGAACCUAUGCCUCGUGGCGACAGCGCAGUCAUCAGAAGUGUGCCUUCAAGUUCUCAUCUAGUUGAUGCUAAUCGCCAAACACCACACGCCGUUGCCGCGAUGCCAUCUACACCCUUGAGAACAGGAAGUUCGGGCGUAAUGCCUCCAGCUACAGUGAUAAGUUUAUCGAAUGGAGCUCCUGUUCUGCUUGUGAUAGGUGCUCCUGGUUCCCAAACUUUCGAGAUAGCAAAUCGUUUGGCGCAGCAGCACGAAGGAUUCCUCUUCCUCUCUAUGGGAGUGCUGCUAAGGGAUAAAGUGAAAGCAGAGAAGGAAGAUGAACUGUGGCAGAGGGUUGGCCGAAAGAUAGAAAAAGGCGAACCAGUGCCGAUGAAACUUUGUCGGGAGUUGCUUUACGAUAGGAUCAAUGGAAAUGGAGCAACAACUCAUGGCUUGAUAAUAGAAGGAUAUCCAAGAACAGAAGCUCAACUAGCUGACAUUCAAGCAGUUUUAGGUAGACUCGAUCUUGCAAUACUUGUGGAUUGUACGGAGCAGUUCUGCAUUGACAACAUUGCGAAGAAGUUCCAAGGAAACGGAAAUAUGGUAGAAGACUCGCCGGAAGUUGUAAAGACCAGAAUGGCUCUUUUCAAGCAGAACACGUUACCGAUGCUGAAGUCUUUGGACGAAAAAGGCAUUUUACGUGUGAUUGAAGGAGACUCAGAUGUGGAAAGCGUUUACAGUGAGGUUUCAACGGCACUCGAUCGUGAAAUCUUCAAUAGCAAUGGCAAAGUGGAAGAAGUUGCGUAGGAGACAAUGUGCAUCAUCAGUGUGAUUCAAGGGC